AUCUCCAACCUGCGCGAGAUUGAGCUGUUGAGCUAGAAGUUACCACACUGAAGACGGACUAUAGUUUGGAGCACUGGACAAGCCAAACAUUCCUUUAUAAUACGCACGGCGCAUCUCUCUCUUUUUGUAUAAGUCCCCUCCCCAUGUGAUUAACUCAUUUAGUGCUAGUAAAUUUGAAAAAAUUAACGCAAUCGACGAAGCCGAUGCUGGGGGAGGCAUCUGUAACUCGGGAGGGAGUGUGGCUGUGACAGUUCUGCUUCACCAGAAGGCGGGGAGAACGGUGUUGUGUUGAUGUUUCAGAUCCAUAGAGGCUUCCAUGUCUGCACCAAAUGUUUUGAGUGAAAGAUGAUCGAGAUGUCGGUUGAUAAAGAAACUGUCACAACUGGAAGUACGAAGGCAAACUCUACACCAACUCUGCAACUCCAGCAACUCUCAGAAUGCACCGGAAGCUACAACAAUGCCUCCACAAUGACAGAAGUCUCCCUGGCCAACUCUGGCAUCACUGAUGGUGCGUCCGCCAGUCCAACUGGGCUAGCCGGUGGAAUCCAAAAGAAGCAAACCAGCCCUGCUGACUCCCACAACCAGGCAGAAAAUGUUGGGGUCAGAGUGAACGAGAAGCCUCUCAACACCCAUAACGGUUUGCAGCAGCCCAAACAACAACAGCAACAACAACCACAGAAACUAUCAAAGCGUCGCAGCACAUCUACCACAGGCUUCAAGCAUCCACCAUCUGGUAAGAGACGAAGGCGUGCCAACUCCGAAAGCGACUCUGUCCUUCCCACAAAUUUCCUUCUGGGUGGCAACAUCUUCGACCCACUGAACCUCAACAGCCUGCUGGACGAGGAGGUGAACAGGGCGCUGAAUGCAGAGACCCCCAAAUCCUCCCCCCUGCCAGCCAAGAGCAGGGACCCUGUGGAGAUCCUCAUACCCAGAGACAUCACAGACCCGCUCAACCUCAACAGCGGGAUGACCAGCACCAGCUUCCUGGUGUCACCGUUCAAGAGACGGAGACACCGGCACAGGCACCACGGAGGAGGAGGAGGGGGAGUGGGAGGAGGGGGAGUGGGAGGAGGGGGAGUGGGAGGGGGAGGGGGGGGCUCGGCUGGGCCCGGGAGCACAUCAGCCCCCCAUCUGGAUGCGUCCGACUCGGAGAGAGCUAGUGACGUUAACACCGGUACUUCCUCGCUGCCCUCGAGUAGCUCCGCCCCUGCCUCAGAAGUUGCCCUCAAAGGAAGCAGCGCGCUGUCCAGUGUCCCAGGGUCCUCCCUUUGCGACGAUGAGCCCAAACCCUCCAUCUGCAAGGAGGAGGCGGUGCUCCCCGUGUCGAACCACCCGUCCCAGCCUCGCGGACCCGAGGAGCCCUGCACCGUGACAGGUGGCCCGAACCAGCACACGAGCCGCCCGCGCAAGCGCAGGCGCAAUUCCGGCAAAACCGAGCCCCCUUUUGCACAGUCCACUCCGGUGGGCAAGCCUUCCACCGAGGAUAGGAGCAGAGGUGCUGCCACAGGAAGGAGUAUUCAGACCUUCCACACCCCAGUGACGGGUUCCAAACCUGGGCCGGGAGGCCGGCACCAGCGGAAACAGCAGCAGCAUCCGCAGCAACAAAGGAUGAAGUUCCAGUAUGGGAACUACAGCCAGUACUAUGGCUACCGCAACCCGGGCUUCAGCGAGGACCCGAGGUUCCGAGUGCUGCGUCCAGAGUGGUUUCAGGGAAAGGAGGUGCUGGACCUGGGCUGCAACACCGGGCAGCUGACUCUGUGUAUCGCUAAGAAGCUCCGUCCAGCCCGCAUCCUAGGCCUGGACAUUGACGGGGCGCUGGUGCACGCCGCCCGCCAGAACAUCAGACACUACCUGUCAGAGAUGAAGGCCCAGGAGGCGCGGCACGCUGCGGGGGCGGAGCGGCCUGCGGGACAGGAAGGGGAGGGAGAGAGCAAGGAGCAGGAAGAGGAGAACCGAACCGGAAGAGGGAUCCAGAGAGACCUACAAAAUAGGGACAAACUGAAUCCGGGAGAAGCUACAGCUGAGAAUGGAGAUGCCGUGGGAAGGGUGGAGAGAGAAAGCGUCUCGACUGAACCCGCCGAUCAGGGCGAGCCCUGCCCUGCCCCCGACGGAGGACGGGAGGAGAGGAGAGCAGGGAGGGCGGAGCAUGGAGACUCGGAUGGAGCUCCCGUGGAUCCUCUGGGGAAGCGCUCCUUCCCUGUGUCCCUCCGGAUCUCCAGAGGACCCAUAGCAGCACCUCCACUGCCAGAAAACCCCCCCAUGCCUCCCGGGGACUUCCCUGCAAACGUCUCCUUUGUCAAGGCUAACUAUGUCUUGGAGAGCGACGCGCUGCUGGAGACCCAGCGGCCGGAGUAUGACAUCAUCCUGUGCCUAAGCGUCACCAAGUGGGUUCACCUGAACUGGGGAGACAGCGGUCUCAAACGACUCUUCCACCGAGUCUACAGACACCUGCGCCCAGGAGGCAGGUUCAUACUGGAGCCUCAGCCUUGGGACACCUACGGCAAGAGAAAGAAGCUCUCGGAUAGCAUUUUUCGGAAUUACCACGGCAUCUGCCUGAGACCAGACCAGUUCUCAACGUACUUGAUUAGUGAAGUGGGAUUCUCAAGCUAUGAGCUAAUUGGGACACCCAAGAGUUCCUCAAAAGGUUUUGAGAGGCCAAUUUACUUGUUUUAUAAAUGACCGGUUGGUCUGGAAGGUAACCCUUGGAGUACCUUUGUACUCCAGAACAAGCCAAGCCGCCUGCCUUCAUUAUCCAUCUGCAAGCAUGUCUUGGAACACUAGACAGUUUUAAACCUUGAGCUUCUUAAAAUGUGUGUCUGGUGAACAUUGAUACAUUUGAGACAUAUCUCAAGACCUCAACAGAGGCCAUGACAGAUGACGACCAUGAAGUGGACAACCUGGAGGACGGGAAACUCAAUUAGGACCCAACUCUUUCUGUGACAAACACAGGCAUUGUGUUCUAGGUCCUCAACUACUGUUUGGACUGUUGUUCAGUCAAAGACUUUUCUUCACUGUGUUUUAACCGAAUUUGGAUGGUUGUCAAUGUAUCAAGGCUUGGCUUUGAAUCUUUUGAAGGGAACCAAAAACCCAAUGUGAUUAACCCACAGUCAUAGAAGACCAGCGUGUUUAGACCCACAUGUCUGCGUAGAGUUCCUCUUUGGCUUAACUGACUACGAAACCUGCCCUAAAUCAUUUGUUUCAAUGUGACCUUAGGCCCUGUUAGGUUUUCCAAUGUCUUAACCACACGUGGCUCCCCCCCUGCUUCUCUCUGUCUCUUGCUUCGCGGUAGAUUCAAGUACACUUUCCAGGAGGCUCUAGGCUCUGAGGUUGGAGGGGAGGGAAGGGAUUCUCUUUAAGGUUGUGUCAUGUGACUGGCCUUUUAUAUAUAUAUUCUUUGACUUUUGUUAAUGUUCAGAUGACAAUGUUUUUGUUACUAUUUUUCUUAGUGUGAGAUGUUGUUUUGAAAUUUGAUGCCAACUAAUACAGAGCAACAAGUGGUUUUGACUUGGAUUGAACUUCACUUCAUCCAGCUUCGCUCUACCCCAUAAAUCAGUCCAUGAUUUCUUUGUACACUUUUUUUGUACACUUUAUUUUCGUGUUUGUUUGAUUUUCCUGUGACAAGCAGAAGAGCAGCAAUGCUGGGACUCUAGGUCUAAUUUUCUCAAUGUCUUUUCAAAAAUAAAUACAUAUUCUGUUAUUCUGACUGUGGUCAUUACAUGAAGGACCAAUCAGCCUCCUCACAACUUCCUUGGCAAAGACAAUCUGAUUGAAUUCAAAUUCAAACCAACCCAGACAAACAAGAUAUGGCCAUGCCUGGAUUAUUUAGUUCAGUGUUGGCCAAUUAGGGAAAUUAAUGUAACAGUGUUUUUGGGGGCUAUCAGAUCGACCAAAGUGAAUAUUUUAAACAUGUAAUGCAGCAUUUUUGCCAUCAAUACAUGUUGCAAAGCAUGUAUUGUCAAAAGUCUUGCCAUAUCUUGGAAUGAACGGUGGACAUGACAAGUUCAGCAUUAACUUAAAAGUGCUUUGUAGACUUCAUGUUAGAUGUUGCAAUAGCACUGAAGAGAGAACUAAGAGAUUGAAUAUUUGUCCGUAUUUGUUCAUAUCCCUGUGAUAUUGUAGUUAGAGAUUUUUUUUACAUACUUUAAACAAUUGAUCAAAAUGUUUUAACAUUUAAAUAAAUGUAAAUCAAUUACAUGUAAAUGUGACACUUUGUUUCCCCAAUUUUGUAUGUAGCGAAAUCUAAAUUUAGCCUCCUGACAUGGACAUCGUUUUAGAAACUACAAGAGUCUUUCAUGUUACGUUAAAAGCCCCCAAUUUUUAUUAGUAGACUUGGCAUUUAGCCAUCAGUAAAGAAGAUGAUAGACUAACGUCUCCUUCUGCCUCCUCUCCUCCUACGCCUCGUCGCCCUGGGUCUGCGCCUUCUGCGGACGGGGCGGGAGGAACGUCUUGAACGUCGUCUUCU
Molecule: messenger RNA, 4462 nt
Organism: Osmerus eperlanus (European smelt)
Lineage: Eukaryota; Metazoa; Chordata; Actinopteri; Osmeriformes; Osmeridae
Gene: mepcea
Product: methylphosphate capping enzyme a
Exons: 5
Coding region: 346-2679 (777 amino acids)
Biological process (GO): snRNA modification
Molecular function (GO): O-methyltransferase activity; RNA methyltransferase activity; snRNA binding
Source: RefSeq, a predicted model, not a curated record